UGGCUGGCGUGGUUGCGCGGAGGGGCUGUGCGGAGCGCGCGUAGGGGGCUUUGGGCCGCUCUGGGUUUGUAGUUUUGAAAUUUCUGGCGGGGGAAUCCGCCGCGCAGAGUUUUGGUGGAAGGUGGGAGCCGAAGUGACGCCCUUCCGGGAGCCGCGCAGCCGGGCUCCGCUGUAUCUGGUCCCGAGGCUGAGGGGCCGGGUUGAUCCGGCGCACGUGUGAGCGCCGCUGAGGAAGCGGCGAGCGGCCGAGCAGGUGUGGCUGCCGGCGGGGCCGCGCGGACUGGAGGAAGGUCCGGGACGCCGGGGUCCCGCUGUCCAGCCGGCGCCGGUCACUGACUCGUGUGGCGGCCCCGGCGCCUCUCCCUAGCGAUGCUGUGGAGCCGGAACUGCACUGGAGUCGGCUGCCGCUUGUCAAGCGUCCCCUCGCCUGUGCUCCCGGAACGGCGGCGCCUCAGCUGCCGCUGAUCCACCUGGGGAUGCCCGCGGGCCUCACAGAACCGGCCGGCGCCGCUCCCCCCGCCGGUGUGGGCGCCUCCGGGACCGUGACCAUGGCCCCCGCCGCGGCUCUGCCCGUCCGGGUGGAGAGCACUCCGGUGGCCUUGGGCGCCGUGACUAAGGCUCCUGUCAGUGUCUGCGUGGAGUCCACGGCGUCCCAGCCGCUGCGGUCCCCCGUGGGGACCCUGGUGACAAAAGUGGCUCCUGUCAGUGCUCUUCCUAAACUCAGCAGCGGCCCUCGUCUGCCAGCUCCUCAGAUUGUCGCUGUGAAAGCCCCCAACACCACAACAAUCCAGUUGCCUGCUAAUUUGCAGCUUCCUCCAGGAACAGUUUUGAUCAAAAGUAACAGUGGUCAGUUGAUGUUGGUAUCUCCUCAGCAAGCUGUAACAAGAACUGAGACCACAAGUAACAUAACUUCAAGGCCAGCUGUACCAACGAAUACUCAAACAGUCAAAAUCUGUACAAUGCAGAAUUCUAGUUCACAGUUAAUCAAGAAGGUGGCAGUGGCACCUGUUAAACAACUGGCACAAAUAGGAACUACUGUGGUAACCACUGUUCCGAAGCCUUCCCCAGUGCAAUCUGUGGCUGUGCCAACCAGUGUUGUCACAGUGACCCCUGCGAAGCCGUUGAAUACUGUGGCUACCCUGAAGCCUUCAAGUUUGGGAGCGCCACCCACCCCCUCAAGUGAGCCCAGUCUCACAGCAGAGAACUCAGCCACUGCUCAGACUAAUCUUUCUCCGACGAUGCUAGAAAAUGUGAAGAAAUGUAAGAACUUCCUCGCAAUGUUAAUAAAACUAGCGUGUAGUGGAUCACAGUCCCCGGAGAUGGGGCAGAAUGUGAAGAAGUUGGUGGAACAACUUUUGGAUGCAAAAAUUGAAGCGGAAGAAUUUACUAGACAACUGUAUGUUGAACUCAAGUCUUCACCUCAGCCUCACCUAGUUCCUUUCCUUAAGAAAAGUGUGAUUGCCUUACGACAACUGAUGCCUAACUCCCAGAGCUUUAUUCAGCAGUGUGUUCAGCAGACUUCUAGCGAGGUGUUCAUUGCUACCUGUACCACAGCAGUAAUGCCUUCUCCUGUGGUGACAACAGCAGUUUCCUCAAUCCAGCCUGAAAAGCCCAUCAUUGGUUCUGAAGCAGCAACAUCUGGAACGGUGUCAGUGCAAACUCUGAAUCCACUUGCUCCAGGGGGAGCAAAAACUGGAGUUGUGACACUUCAUUCUGUGGGUCCAGCUGCUGUGCCAGGAGGAACAACAGCUGGAACUGUUGUGCUUCAGACUCCAAAACCGCUAGUGACAUCUCUGCAGAACACAGUGACAGCAGUCUCACUUCAGCCUGAAAAGCCAGUUGUCUCUGGGACAGCAGUGACACUGGCCCUCCCCUCGGUAACUUUUGGAGAAACCUCAGCAGCAGCUGUAUGUCUUCCGUCUGUGAAACCUGUUGUUACUUCUGCUGGGACCACAUCUGACAAGCCUGUCAUUGGCACUCCAGUCCAAAUCAAACUUGCACAGUCGGGCCCCGUGCUUACACAACCAGCCAGCAUUCCACAGGCAGUUAAAGUCAAACAACUAGUAGUCCAGCAGCCUUCAGGAGGCCUUGCAAAACAAGUGACCACACUUUCCCAUUCCUCAGCAUUGACCAUCCAGAAAUCUGGACAGAAGAAGGUGACAGUGAGCACUGCAGUACCUACCAGUCAGUUUCCUCAAGCUUCCAUUCUAAAACAAAUUACCCUGCCAGGAAAUAAAGUUCUGUCACUUCAAUCAUCUAUUCAGAAAAACAAAAUAAAAGAGAAUGGAACAACAUCCUUCAGAGAUGAAGAUGACAUCAAUGAUGUGACUUCCAUGGCAGGGGUCAACCUUAGUGAAGAAAAUGCCUGCAUCUUAGCAACAAACUCUGAAUUGGUGGGCACACUUGUUCAGUCAUGUAAAGAUGAACCGUUUCUUUUCAUUGGAGCUCUACAAAAGAGAAUUUUAGACAUUGGUAAAAAGCAUGACAUUACAGAACUUAACUCUGAUGCUGUGAACUUGAUCUCCCAUGCAACACAGGAACGAUUACGAGGCCUUCUAGAAAAACUGACUACAAUCGCUCAGCAUCGAAUGACAACUUACAAGGCAAGUGAAAAUUACAUCCUGUCUAAUGACACCAGAUCACAGCUCAAAUUUCUUGAAAAGCUAGAUCAACUGGAGAAGCAGAGAAAGGAUGUAGAAGAAAGAGAAAUGUUACUUAAAGCAGCCAAGAGUCGUUCCAAUAAAGAAGAUCCAGAACAGCUGAGAUUAAAGCAGAAAGCCAAAGAGUUACAACAGUUGGAGCUCGCGCAGAUACAGCAUAGAGAUGCUAAUCUCACAGCUCUUGCAGCUAUUGGACCAAGGAAGAAGAGACCACUAGAAUCCGGGUCUGGAAGUGAGGGUUUAAAAGACAACCUUUUUGCUUCUGGGACAUCCAGCCUGACAGCCACCAAACAGUUGCUUCGUCCAAGAAUCACAAGAAUCUGCCUCAGGGACCUGAUCUUCUGUAUGGAGCAGGAGAGGGAGAUGAAGUAUUCCCGAGCUCUGUACCUGGCCCUUCUGAAGUGACCACGGCCCUCUCCAUCCAGAUCCUUGCUACUUACUGCCAAAGAAGACAUAUAAAGAGCGGUGUCACAUGGUCCUGAAAUUUCAGUUUCUGGAAAAUAAUCACCGAUAGGGAAGACCAUUGUUUACAGUUAUAUACUUUUAUUAAAUCUUAUGUAUUCCAUUAGGUUCUUAAUGACUAGGAUUCAGCUUCUAAAAAUAGGUUGUGAAGUACGGUUUAUUUACACAGAAGUAGGCAUAUGCCUACCUACGUGUUUAAUUACAGCAAGGCUCUGUUUGUUACUCCCUGCUUCAUUUGCCAAACUAUUAAUAGGUAAGGCGUCUUUCCCUACUACAGCCUGCAUUGAGAUGCAGGGGGAAGAAAGGAAGGGUCACCACUUACCAGGAAACUAUGUAUUUCAUCCUACACGGAACCUGACUCAAAGCAUUAGGCUUUCUGGGCUGGAAUCAGAAGUUGCUUAGCAAAUUAUGACAGUUGCCUUCUGUGGUUGAAGGUGACAAGCCACAGGGUAAGGCCAGUGGUGGCUUUUGUCGGCUGAGUCCCAUUGUUGUUAAAACAUUGACAAAUGGGGAUAGUUUGUGCCUGAGGUUGCUGUUCCCUGGUUCACCUCACCACCAGGUGCUGCUUCUGAUACCAAGUGAGGGGACAUCCUUGUCAGGGAAGGAUGAUAUACAUUGAAGGUGCUGAUAUAUCUCGUUGAAAAGAUGGAGAGUAUAGAAAGGAAUGAUGGAGCAUCGCCUCCAAACCGAUGGAGGAAAAAUGAAAACGGAAUCAUGAAACAGGAAAUAUGCUGUAUACACCUAAGAGGGGUCAGUGGUCGAAUUGGAACUCCGAAGCCCCCAGUACAUGUUUUGUUGACAGGAAAAAAAUCACAGCCCAACCAAAAAGGAAAAUGUAUCAAACAUUUUAAAUCAUAGUAUUUCAAAAGGAAGAAGUUAUUCUUUGUUUUGUGUAUUGCUUUAGAUCUCAAGAAGGAUAGUUUUAUAAACUCUUUUAGUUACCCUAAGUUUUAAGCAUCUUGUUGCAUUAAAAAAAAUCCUAAUUGAUGAUUAGAAAUUUUUAACAAUGGGAUUCCAUUUUGGAUUCUGUACUCAAAAGGUAAUGUCAGCAUCUUACUCUUGGAGAUCUUGGCUCUACAUAUAUUAUGAGAAGCAUGUUAUAUAUACUUGUUUGAGGAGGAAGCUGACAUUUUGCAAAGCAAACCCUCUUUUUUUUUUUUUUUAAUUCCACUUUUGUGGUACGUAGCUGGUGAAAAAUAAUAGCUGUAGUUAGUCACAUACAGAAAGAAUGAGUAAAUCCUCCAAAGAAGGCUAAAGAAAAAAAAAAGGGGUGGGGGGAAAGCUGUGCUUCUUAGAAAAAGAAUUCAGGGGAAUAAAACCUCAAGUAUGUUAUUCUUCAUCCUGUUCUUCCCGUCGGGACUGUUAUGGCCAUAUUCUAUACUGUAGUAAGUUUCAAAUUGGCCACAUUUUCUGUUUCAGCAAGUUAUUAUGUAAAAAUGCUAUAAAUUAUGUGUAUGUUAAAAGAGUCCUUUAAGAAGAGAUCUAUACCUAAAGUUGUUUUUGUAUAUUUAAAUGCUUAGCUUUAUUUUUUGGUAAAGUGCAGCACACUCCCAUAUUUGUGUGUAAUCUUAUUGAUCAGAUGUUUAAAGUUAUUUCAAAUACUUCAUUAAAAUAAUUAUUUUAUUAUAAGAA
Messenger RNA from Balaenoptera musculus (blue whale), 4754 nucleotides. RefSeq names its product TATA-box binding protein associated factor 4b (gene TAF4B). Gene Ontology annotation, cellular component: transcription factor TFIID complex. The record is from RefSeq and is a predicted model, not a curated record. Gene Ontology annotation, biological process: DNA-templated transcription; transcription initiation at RNA polymerase II promoter. The coding region runs from base 477 to 3065 and encodes 862 amino acids. NCBI's taxonomy places the organism in Eukaryota, Metazoa, Chordata, Mammalia, Artiodactyla, Balaenopteridae. The transcript has 15 exons. Gene Ontology annotation, molecular function: RNA polymerase II general transcription initiation factor activity; DNA binding; protein heterodimerization activity.